Messenger RNA from Closterium sp. NIES-67, 1641 nucleotides. Lineage: Eukaryota; Viridiplantae; Streptophyta; Zygnematophyceae; Desmidiales; Closteriaceae. The record is from the annotation of a GenBank genome assembly.
AAGCAGCAGCAGCAGGAGCCUAGUUUCGAAGCUCCUGCUGGUUCAGGUGGACUCGCCUUCCCGUUGCCAGACGCUGGCUGUUGAAGCCUCCUAGCGUCUUAGCGCGCGCACUUCAUAAACUCGGCGGACGCUGGUCUAUCCAGUGCGCACUGUGUACGGUAGCAAUGCGGUCUAGGAUGACACGGAGCUUUCGCUCGUGCUCGAGCUUUCGCGGGCCUUUUGCUAACGUGCUUCCGCUCGUCACGCUCUUGGUGGCGGCGCUGCUGAGCCACUUCGGAGGAUUGGUUCCAGUCGCGAAAGGCCAAACCAUCGCCCAAUCUCAAGUGCCCGGAUUACUGGACUGUCAGGCGACAUGGGGAGUGACAUUUAACCAGUGGAAGGAGGGGGGUGACUGUAGCCAGGCAGAUGGCAUCACAUGUGACAACAACGGAAUGGUUACCAGCAUGGUUCUUGACAACACGGGUCUGUCCGGCUUGUUACCAGCAUCUAUGGGGUCAUUCAUCAACCUCUCCUACCUUAGUCUGUGGGGCAACUCCCUCACGGGUGAACUGCCAUCAACUAUCACUGCCCUGACUGCCCUCAGUGACGUGCUGCUCGAAUUCAACCAGCUCACUGGGUCGCUGCCUGAGGGCCUUUCGACCCUCACUCGCCUUUCCAGGCUCACUUUGGGUGGUAACCGCUUUGCGAGCUCCCUCCCGGAGUGGGUUGGUGGCCUGUCUCUGCUGGAAACGCUAGACGUCAGCAAGAACAACCUAUCAGGCUCCAUCCCUUCCUCUCUCGGCAAUCUGCAGCACCUCACCUUCCUUGCCCUAGAGUACAACGCACUCACGGGCCCUCUUCCUGCCACCCUGGGCUCUCUCACCAAUCUCGUGUACCUUGAGAUCGCCAACACGUCUCUCACCUGCCCCGUCACUCCAGCCUCCUGUGAGGUGCCUCAGGACCCCCUCUCGGUCUUCUGUGUCGACUGCUCCACCUUCUGCUCCCAAUGCGCUGCUGCUUCACCACAAGCCCCGCCAAUCCAGCCACCAGCGGCACCAUCACCAACACCGCCGCCGCUGCCACCACCAGCACAACCACCCGCCGCAGCACCACCAGCCGCAGCACCACCAGCCGCAGCACCACCAGCCGCAGCACCACCAGCCGCAGCACCACCAGCCGCAUCACCACCAGCCGCAGCACCACCAGCAGCGCCAUCCCCAUCAUCAUCACCAUCACCACCACCACCUGCAGUGGCACCACCUUCCAUCAGCCCUCUCACCCCCUCACCACCAUCAUCACCCCCAACACCACCACCACCACCACCCUCGCCCAAGUCCGCCGCACCACCCGUUGCCGGGACGCUUCAUGCCAGUGGCAUUGUAGCCUUUCUGCUAGCCAUCCUGCUUGCGGUCGCUUGAUGCUGGUGCGUUGCAUUGAAAUUAGACCCCCUUCCAUGUGAGUGAGUGAGUGAGGUCAUGGAUGAUGGGCUUGGAUUGUAAUAGCCCGUGUAAGACAGCAGAAAUUGGGCUUACCUUUUUUAUUAGCAGCAAGGGCAGGUACCGUUCAGGGGGUGCAUUUGUGCUUGUAUAGUUGCGUUGGGGUUAUUUAUGAGCUGAUGUUUUGGGAUGGAAAUGCAGUUUCGAUCUAGUCAUUUUAAAUCAA